CGUCUCAUAUUCACCACCCUACUGUAUUAUUAAGCUUUCAUCAUCAUAUCUUCGGGUUGCUCCAUUCGAAACACUCUCGUCAUCUCUACUAUAUUCUUCAGGUUCAUCAAAAACUCUUCUGCCUCCAUAUUUCAUUUACGUAGUACUAUUAAGCGUUUAUAUAUAGCAUUAUGUACUAUUAAGGCUUUAAGAUCUUCAGCUCUUCGCAUAUCCGAUCCGUCAGUCUUAAUUCUAUUUUAUUAUUGCUAUAUAACCUUUCAGAUCUUACGUUGUCUCUGUCAUCUCUCAUUGCCUUCUUCAGUUACUGCAUUGAAAUUUCACAGCCUUGUAUGUGUUGUGUAAGCGUUCAGUUAACUUGUUGAGCUCGUUGCCCAAACAAGAAUCUAUCAUCUCUCUUAUUGUAUACUAGUUAGUUUCUACCUAUCAAAAAGAAAAUUAAAUAUAAUGGCAUUUGUGACCAAUUUGGAGACAAUACAAACACUUCUGGCUGCCCCAAAGAAUCUCAGCAAACCAAACAAAAAAUGGCAUUUUGCGUUUGUUAGCAUAUAUUGUUCCAGAGCUCUCUUGUCUCACUUCAAAUCCAAUUUGCUUCUCCCCAUCACCACCGACACCAAAAAGAAGAACAAGCCUGAGUUGUCACCUUCUUCCUCCUACACCGUCAUUGAUUUAAACCCAAAUCAUUCCUUUAGCGUUACUCAAACCACCCUCAGUCAUCUCGUGAAGGAGAAGAAUAUAGAAACUCUGCAAAAUCUUGGUGGGGUCCAUGGUGUCGUCUCUGCUCUAAAAACCGACGUAAAUUAUGGAGUCAAAGGCGGUGAUGAUGAUGACGAUUCCAAUGACGUCAUUCAGCGGCGUGACGCGUUUGGUUCUAACAACUACGCAAAACCACCUACGAGAGGUUUCCUUCACUUUGUGAUUGAAGGCUUCAAGGAUCCAACCAUUCUGAUUCUCUUGGUUUGUGCUGCUCUGUCUCUUGGCUUUGGCAUCAAAGAGAAAGGAAUCAAGGAAGGCUGUGGUCGCCGGCAACAAAUUUCUAUAUACGACAUCGUGGUCGGUGAUGUUGUGUGGUUGAAGAUUGGAGACCAAGUUCCCGCUGAUGGCUUAUUCUUGGAAGGCCAUUCUCUGCAAGUUGAUGAGUCAAGCAUGACAGGGGAGAGCGACCAUGUAGAAAUUAACGGAGAUAAAAUCCCGUUUUUGUUCUCUGGCACAAAAGUGGCUGAUGGGUUCGCCAAAAUGCUCGUUACUGCUGUUGGGAUGAACACGACAUGGGGUCAAAUGAUGUCUACGAUAAGCAGAGACAACAAUGAAGAAACCCCUUUGCAAGAACGCCUUAAUAAGCUUACUACAGCAAUAGGCAAGAUUGGUUUGGCUGUGGCUUUUCUUGUUCUUGUUGUUGUGUUAGUUCGAUACUUCACAGGGAACACAACAGAUGAGAAUGGGAAUAAAGAGUUCAAUGGGAGCAACACCAAGUUUAAUGACAUCAUGAAUGGAGUUGUCAGAAUUGUUGCUGCUGCAGUCACUAUUGUUGUUGUUGCAAUUCCAGAAGGGCUCCCUUUGGCUGUGACUUUGACACUAGCUUAUUCCAUGAAGAAGAUGAUGGUUGACAUGGCUAUGGUGAGGAAGCUCUCUGCUUGUGAGACUAUGGGAUCUGCUACAACCAUAUGCACCGAUAAGACUGGGACUCUCACACUUAAUCAGAUGAAAGUGACUAAGUUCUGGCUUGGAAAAGAACUCAUCGAAGGGAAGGCUCAUACAUCAUCAUUAGUAAAUUCAAAUGUUCUUCAGUUGAUCCAAGAAGGGGUUGCCCUUAACACAACAGGUAGUGUUUAUAAGUCUAAAUCAAUAGAUCCUGAAUAUGAAUUUACAGGUAGUCCAACAGAAAAGGCCAUUCUUUCAUGGGCUGUUCUUGAAUUGAACAUGAACAUGAAGGAGUUGACACAAAACUGCACCAUCCUUCAUGUGGAAGCCUUCAAUUCAAAGAAGAAGAGAAGUGGGGUUUUGAUUAGAAGGAAAGCAGACAACCAAGUCCAUGCACAUUGGAAAGGAGCAGCUGAAAUGGUACUAAGAUUAUGCUCAAAGUACUACGAUGCUUCCGGCAAUAUAAAAGAACUUGACAACAGCAGUCGGUUGGUGUUUGAGCAAAUCAUUCAAGGAAUGGCGGCUAGUAGCCUCAGAUGUAUUGCUUUUGCACACACAAAAGUAGCUGAAGAAAAUGAUGGAGGAGUCCAAAAGGUAAAAGAAGAUGGCCUCACCCUCUUAGGAGUUGUUGGUAUUAAGGAUCCAUGUCGUCCAGGUGUCAAGAAAGCUGUAAAUGAUUGCCAACAAGCAGGAGUAAAUGUGAAGAUGAUCACAGGAGACAAUGUUUUCACAGCCAAAGCCAUAGCCACAGAAUGUGGUAUUCUCCAUCCAAAUCAAGACACAUUAAAAGCUAUAAUUGAAGGUGAGGUAUUUCGAAACUUAUCUCCCGAAGAGAGACUAGAUAGGGUGGAGAAAAUUUGUGUGAUGGCACGAUCCUCCCCAUUUGACAAGCUCCUUAUGGUUCAAUGCCUCAAACAGAGAGGCCAUGUAGUUGCAGUCACAGGAGAUGGCACAAAUGAUGCACCCGCAUUAAAGGAAGCUGAUAUAGGACUUUCGAUGGGGAUUCAAGGCACUGAAGUUGCAAAGGAAAGCUCAGAUAUAGUUAUCUUGGAUGAUAAUUUUGCCUCAGUUGUGACAGUUCUAAAGUGGGGAAGAUGUGUCUAUAACAAUAUCCAAAAGUUCAUUCAGUUUCAACUGACGGUAAAUGUUGCGGCACUUGCAAUCAACUUUGUCGCUGCAGUAUCAGCAGGAGAAGUGCCAUUAACAGCAGUUCAACUCUUGUGGGUGAACUUGAUAAUGGACACCUUGGGUGCUCUAGCUCUGGCAACGGAGAAGCCUACAACGGAGUUACUUAACAAACCCCCAGUGGGUAGAACUGAGCCUCUUAUCACCAACAUCAUGUGGAGAAAUCUAUUAGCCCAAGCUUUAUACCAGAUCACAAUUCUCUUGACAUUACAAUUCAAAGGUGAGGCUAUAUUUAGGGUGAGUUCAGAGGUAAAUGACACUUUGAUUUUCAACACAUUUGUGUUAUGCCAAGUGUUUAAUGAGUUUAAUGCAAGGAAGCUAGAGAAGAAGAAUGUGUUCAAGGGGAUUCACAAGAACAAGUUGUUUCUAGGAAUCAUAGGGAUAACCAUCGUGCUUCAAGUAUUGAUGGUUGAGUUUCUAAAGAAAUUUGCAGAUACUGAGAGGUUAAACUGGGGACAAUGGGGUGCUUGCAUUUUAAUGGCAGCUAUUUCUUGGCCUAUUGGUUGGGUUGUGAAGUUCAUUCCUGUGCCAAGAAAACCACUGUUCACCUUCUUGAACAUGAAGAAGAAGCAAUGAACACAAUUGCUUGCAUGUAUGGGACUUUCAUGGGAUCUGAUAUUUGUUGUUGAUGGUUUGAUCAAUAUUUUGUAUUUUUUUUUUUUUUAUUAUUAUAUAUUUGAUUGAUUGAAAGUUAAUAAACGGUUUGAUUCAGAGGAGCAAAUCGAUUUGCUAUAUCU
Messenger RNA from Prosopis cineraria, 3560 nucleotides. Its product is annotated as putative calcium-transporting ATPase 13, plasma membrane-type. NCBI's taxonomy places the organism in Eukaryota, Viridiplantae, Streptophyta, Magnoliopsida, Fabales, Fabaceae. The record is from RefSeq and is a predicted model, not a curated record. The transcript has 2 exons. Gene Ontology annotation, cellular component: intracellular membrane-bounded organelle; membrane. Gene Ontology annotation, biological process: calcium ion transmembrane transport. Bases 445 to 3399 code for a protein of 984 amino acids. Gene Ontology annotation, molecular function: ATP hydrolysis activity; ATP binding; P-type calcium transporter activity.